Molecule: messenger RNA, 1890 nt
Organism: Choloepus didactylus (southern two-toed sloth)
Lineage: Eukaryota; Metazoa; Chordata; Mammalia; Pilosa; Megalonychidae
Gene: SERPING1
Product: serpin family G member 1
Exons: 8
Coding region: 111-1622 (503 amino acids)
Biological process (GO): negative regulation of endopeptidase activity
Molecular function (GO): serine-type endopeptidase inhibitor activity
Source: RefSeq, a predicted model, not a curated record
AGUCUGCACUGAAGCUGCCCACGGACCAGGAGUUUGGAGCAGGUUUGGCCCUGGCUGGGAGCCUGGAGUGGAGAGGACUGGGGAGGUCCCCGGCUGAGGUUGCUGCCCAGAUGGCCCCCAGGCUGACCCUGCUGACCCUCGUGCUGCUGCUCCUAGCUGGGGAUGGAGCCUCCUCAAAUCCAAAAGAGGCCAGCUACAACUCCACAGAUCCAGAGAGCUUGCAAGAGGGAAACAAAGGAAACAUCUCAGAGGGAGAUAACCCCAAUUCUAUUCUACACAGCAUGGACUCUUCUAACUCGCUGACAACCAACUCAACCACCAACCCAACCAUCAAAAUAAGAGCCAAUACCACUGUUGAAUCUACUACCCAACCCACCAGCCAGCCCACCACCCAGGCCACUACCCAACCCACCACCCAACCCACCACCCAGCCCACCACCCAGACCCCCACAGAUCCUCUCAUCCAGCCUGCUGCUGAGCCUUCCUGCCCAGGGCCUGUCAUAUCCUGCUCUGGUUUGGAGAGUCAAGCAGCAGAGACUGUGUUGGAAGAUGCUUUGAUAGAUUUCUCCCUGAAGCUCUACCACGCCUUCUCUGAUGUGAAGAAGCCUGAGACAAACAUGGCUUUUUCCCCGUUCAGCGUCGCCAGCCUCCUCAGUCACAUCCUGCUUGGGGCUGGGGCCAGCACCAAGAGAAACCUGGAGAGCGUCCUCUCUUACCCCGAGGACGCUGCCUGUGUCCACCAGACCCUGAAGGCCUUCGCAUCUAACGGCGUCUCCUCGGUCUCUCAGAUCUUCCACAGUCCAGACCUGGCUAUACGAGACAGCUUUGUGAACGCCUCUCAGAGUCUGUAUGGCAGCAGCCCCAGGGUCCUGAGCAACGACAGUGAUGUCAACCUGAAACUCAUCAACACCUGGGUGGCCGAGAACACCAACCACAAAAUCACUCAUCUGCUGGACCACCUGCCCUCUGACACCCGCCUCGUCCUCCUCAACGCUAUCUACCUGAGUGCCAAGUGGAAGACAACAUUUGAUCCAAAAAAGACCACAAAGUUGCCCUUUUACCACAAAAACUCUGAGAUAAAAGCACUCAUGAUGAAUAGCAAGAAGUAUCCUGUGGCCCAUUUCAAUGACCCGACUUUGAAGGCCCGGGUGGGGCGCCUGCAGCUCUCCCACAACCUAAGCUUUGUGAUCCUGAUGCCCCAGAGCAUGACGCACAGUCUUGAAGACAUGGAGCAGGCCCUCAAUCCCACUGUCUUCAAGGCCAUCAUGAGGAAGCUGGAGAUGAUCAAUUUCCAGCCCACUCACGUGACGAUGCCCCUCAUCAAACUGAAGAGUAACCAGGACAUGCUGGGAAUCAUGGAGAAAAUGGAAUUUUUUGACUUUACUAAUGAACUCAACCUGUGUGGGCUGACCAAGGACCCGGAUCUUCAGGUCUCUGCCAUGCAGCACCAGACUGUCCUGGAGCUGAGGGAGACAGGAGUGGAGGCGGCUGCGGCCUCUGUUGUCUCUGUGGCCCGUAACUUGCUGAUGUUUGAAGUGCAGCAGCCCUUCCUCUUCCUCCUCUGGGAGGAGGAGCACAGGUUCCCUGUCUUCAUGGGGAGGGUGUAUGAUCCCCGGGCCUGAGACCUGCAGGACGCAAGGUUGGGGUAAGCCCUGCCCCCCAAGCCUCAGCUCUCCCACUUGCUGCCUGGUUGCUGCCACCUGCCUGGACUUGCCCCCAGCCCUCAGGUGUCCUCUGUCCUCCAUCCACAGGGCUCCCUCAGGGUCCGGCAAAGGAAACUGCUUACAUCAGCCCUUCCCCCAUCACCCUGUUGUGCUCUCCAAACCAUUUUCUGCAGCUUUGUCUCAUUCAAGUGCACCAGAUACUACAAAUAAAACUGGCAAACCAUGA